AUGCAGAGCCGCACCUCUUCUCGCGUCGUGUACCAUGCAGUGGCGGCGGAAGAGGCGGAGGAGCAGCAGCCACCACCAUUGCCUGUGAUGUGCUACGUGAUUACUUUCCACUUUGUGUGCGCCGUGUUCACGCUGUGGGCAGUGGCGACGGAGCACUUAGAACUGCGGUAUGGCCUCUGCUGGGAAUUGUGGCUCGCUUGGGUCACGAUGAUGCUUGCAAGCUCUGUCUUGCAAGGUCUCUACUUUACUAUCUUCCUGCCUGGCGAUGCUGAAUCUCGGAUUCCAGAAUUCGGCUUGGCGAUUGUGACGCCCGUCGUGCCAGUCCUAGGCGAACCCCUGGACACCUUCAAGGAUUGGCUCUUUGUCGGCCUUGCUUUGUCGCAGAGGACGACUUGGCUUGCUGUCGCAGUGGCUCUGGUGGGCCUUGGCAUUCUGUGCCUCUCCGGCAUGUAUCUGUGGAGGCAUCACCCGGAAGAGUUGGCAGCCGGUCUGCUUCCCGUUCGUGCUGCAUGCUACCGGCGCCACGACCACACGUUGCUGGCAAAGCUGUCCUCGCCAGCGAAGUUGGCCGUGGCCAUCACGGAGGAUCUGCCACAGGCCGCCCUGCAGUCGCUCUUUGUGCUCAUCUACGGAGGUUCCGCUACGCAGUACUUUUUCAUCGUCAUCGCUUCCCUGAAGGCCUUGGUCUGCCUGCUGCUAAGAGCGACGAUCUUGGAGAACGAGGGCCGCUACAGCGACGCCAACGAGGCACGAAUCUUUUUGUACCGCGUGAUGUCGGCCAUGGGCAGUUCAUUGCUGGGCGAGCGCAGCGAAGUUGUUCUGCGGACUCGGCACAAUCUUGCGAGGUCCUUGAGCGACCUCGGUCGUCAUGCCGAAGCUUUGGACAUGUUACGAGAGGUGCUGGCUGAUCAACAGCAGGUGCUGGAAGCCACUCAUCCCGACACACUGCUUACCCAAAGCUAUCUUGCGCUUGUCCUUAGCCGCUUCGGCCGUCACUCUGAGGCCCUGGAUGUGCAGCGGGAGGUGUUGUCGGCUCGUCAAGAUGUGCUGGGGGAUGCUCACCCGGACACGCUGCUGACCCACAGUAUGCUGGCUACUUUCUUAAGCCGCCUCGGCCGCCAUGCCGAAGCCUUCGAGGCACAGAAGGAGGUGCUGUCGGCUCAGCAGGUGGUGAUGGGAGAUGAUCACCUCGAUACUCUACGGACGCAGAAGAACCUCGCCAGCUCGCUGUGCCGUCUCGGUCGCCAUGCAGAAGCUGUAGAUGUCUACCGGAAGGUGGUAGCUGCUUAUCAGCAGGUGCUGGGUGCUCGGGAGUCCAAGAACGUGACGCUGACGAUGCUCAGCUUCCUGUCGUGGGAUUUCGUGCGAAAGGACCGGUCGACGGAGGAUAUGACGAGGGAUGUUGUGAACUUUAAUUUGGUGUGGAGAGACGUCGCCGCUUCCUCGAUCAUUGACCCACGGCAAGUUCGCCCACCUCCUGCUGCACACCGGAACCUGCCGCCCGUGGAUUCUAUGAGCUCAAUGCUGGCGAUGAUGCGGCGAAGGUUGUGGCAGAGAGACGUCGCUGGCUUAGGCUCCGCGUUCGGCGCGCGACAGCGAGCACAUGAGCUCUACGUGACACAGUCGGUGGGUGAAGAUUUCAGGUUCUACAUGAGACGGCGGGAUGCUUCCCCUCCUGGUGCCAUGGGACAAAGACAUGGCACUGAGCAUCGAAGUGAUGGUGGGCCUGCUCUACACCGUCGUGCGGAAGCCCUGGCUGCUCCUCCUGGUCGUCAGAAAAGUGCCUGGUCACGAGUCGUGACAGCGCUCCCCACAGGCAUCACAGAGCUGGUUCAGCGCGUGAUGGAUCAGCAGAGGAUGAGGUAA
Molecule: messenger RNA, 1866 nt
Organism: Symbiodinium sp. CCMP2592
Lineage: Eukaryota; Dinophyceae; Suessiales; Symbiodiniaceae
Source: the annotation of a GenBank genome assembly